CAAGAGAAAAGGUGGCGGACGAGGGGCGUGGCAAAGCGAUUAGUGCGGCCUGGACCCUCCGUGCCUUGCGCGCUGCGGGCUCUUUGCGUCUGCGUAGUUCGCUCACCUCCCUUUCUAACUCCGCUGCCGCCAUGGCUCCUGUGAAAAAGCUUGUGGCAAAGGGGGGCAAAAAAAAGAAGCAAGUUCUGAAGUUCACUCUUGAUUGCACCCACCCUGUAGAAGAUGGAAUCAUGGAUGCUGCCAAUUUUGAGCAGUUUUUGCAAGAAAGGAUCAAAGUGAACGGAAAAGCUGGGAACCUUGGUGGAGGGGUGGUGACCAUCGAAAGGAGCAAGAGCAAGAUCACCGUGACAUCCGAGGUGCCUUUCUCCAAAAGGUAUUUGAAAUAUCUCACCAAAAAAUAUUUGAAGAAGAAUAAUCUACGUGACUGGUUGCGCGUAGUUGCUAACAGCAAAGAGAGUUACGAAUUACGUUACUUCCAGAUUAACCAGGACGAAGAAGAGGAGGAAGAUGAGGAUUAAAUUUCAUUUAUCUGGAAAAUUUUGUAUGAGUUCUUGAAUAAAACUUGGGAACCAAAA
Messenger RNA from Pongo pygmaeus (Bornean orangutan), 575 nucleotides. RefSeq names its product ribosomal protein L22 (gene RPL22). Gene Ontology annotation, cellular component: ribosome. NCBI's taxonomy places the organism in Eukaryota, Metazoa, Chordata, Mammalia, Primates, Hominidae. The record is from RefSeq and is a predicted model, not a curated record. Gene Ontology annotation, biological process: cytoplasmic translation. The transcript is spliced from 4 exons. The coding region runs from base 132 to 518 and encodes 128 amino acids. Gene Ontology annotation, molecular function: RNA binding; structural constituent of ribosome.